Haemonchus placei is the source of this 867-nucleotide messenger RNA. Lineage: Eukaryota; Metazoa; Nematoda; Chromadorea; Rhabditida; Trichostrongylidae. The record is from the annotation of a GenBank genome assembly.
AUGUCGACGUCUUCAUCAGUUCCCAAGCCUGAAAUUACACGUGAUGCUAUUAUUUGUGACUGGAAGGUAAUUCGUAAAAUAGGUUCUGGAGGUUUUGGUGCCGUAUACGAAGUGGAAAAGGAUGGAGUACGUGCAGCGCUGAAAACUGAAUUUGUCGAUCAGACCGGUGAACGAAGUGAAACGCUGAGAAAUGAGGUGAUGCAGCUUCGUGUAAUGCAGUGGUCUUCCCAUUUCUGCCGGCUAUACUUGGCGUGCCGCGUACGAUGCGGAAAAUCUGUGGUCAACAUUAUGAUUAUGAGUCUUGUGGAACGACCGCUAUCACGACUUCGUCGCAUGACACCUUAUUCUCGCUUCAGUCGCUCGACUGCCGUGAGGUUAUCUCGCCAAUGUCUUGAAGCAAUUCACGAUCUUCAUCGUACUGGUAUACUUCAUCGAGACAUCAAAGCCAGUAAUUUUGCCUGGUCAUCGGAACGCAUCGUCUACUUGCUUGACCUUGGCUUUUGCAGAAGAUUUUUGACGUUCAACGAACAGGACGAGAUGAAACAUCGAGCCCCAAGGAAAAAGGUGGCUUUCCUUGGAACCAGCCGGUACUGCUCACCUAACAUGCACAAAAAGUUGGAUCAAGGACGAAGGGAUGAUCUCUGGGCAUGGCUUUACAUGACUGUUGAAUUCAUGGCAGGCAAACUCAUAUGGCGCAACGACGAGGAUAAAGUAAUCGAAAGAAAGAAAGAGAAAAUCGGAUCGAAGUUGUUGGCAAAAUGCCCGCAAGAGAUGUACAUGAUGUACGAUCACAUUCGAAGUCUCGAAUUCGAUUCGAAACCGAAUUAUCCGAUGUUGAGGAGGCAACUUGAUAGGGUGGGUUACUAG